GAAGUAAUAAUGUUGAUUUACUCGAGUAAUGUUUACGUUGAUUUGACCUGGUUGUAAAGUGGUCAUUAUGCAAUAAAACAAUUAAAUAUUUAACAAAUAUUAAUUAGUAUAAGUUUAUUUAAAUGCGCUGCAAUAAAAAAUAAUCGGGGAUACAAUUAUGUACAUAAAAAUCGAAUCAACAUUGAGGUUAUAGUAACAAAACCUCUGUAAUAUAUAAAAAUGGUUAUAAUAAAUCCAGAUACCAACAGAGAUAUAUGCAGUUGGCUUGUACACGUCAAAUUAUCUCGUAUAGUUACUUUAGUUUUAGCUAUACUAAUCCUCACACCUCUAAUAACACAUUUUUAUCUAUCAAAAGUAGAAAGAAAUUCCUACUACAUAGAACACAGUGGACAUUCUCAUGAAGAUUUACCGGAAGAUUAUCACUCUCAAGCGGAUUUACUAGCAAAUGUCGAAGAAUUGAGAAGAAUAAGAGGAUCUGUGUUGAGCGAAUUGAGGGAUAUCGAAAGAAAGCGACGACAAUACAAAACCGAAAUUCAAACUUAUGCGAAAAACAUUGAAGAACUGAAAUCAGAAUUGGCACACCAACAAACAAUCUUGAACAGGUUAAAGAUUUCUGUUGAGCAAGCACAAGUGGCACAAAGGGAAGCCCUACAGCAAAACACCCCCGAAUUAGCCCUACCUAAAAAACUAACCUCAAACGCUUUACCUUCAAUCUUACCGGCUAUUUCGAAACAAUUAUCCAAACGAUGUCGGAUGCACAACUGCUUUGACCACUCGAGAUGUUCUUUAACAUCAGGAUUUCCUGUAUAUCUGUACGAUCCUGAUCAAUAUCCCGUGAUGCAUGACGGUUGGGAUAUAGAUGGGUUUCUAAAAACUACUUUGAAGCAAACUUUGGGAUACAAUCCCCAUUUAACCGAUGAUCCCAAACAGGCUUGUAUAUUUUUGGUUCUGGUAGGAGAAGCGCUCAAAGAUACGGAUGAUGUUAGUGAAAACGUUGGGAAUCAUUUGAAUCUCCCCCCUUUAGACGCAGAAGCCUUGAGACGGUUACCGUAUUGGGGAGGCGAUGGCAGGAACCAUGUGCUAUUGAAUUUAGCUAGGAGGGAUCUUAUGUCGGCGGCUGGAGAUGUUUUUUCUGAAGUAGACACUGGCCGAGCGAUAUUGGUUCAAUCAACAUUUACUUAUGACCUGUUUAGGCCAGGUUUUGAUCUUAUUAUUUCACCUGUGUUGGGUCCUCCAGGUGGUGAUGUUUGGCAGGAAUGCAACCCCAUGCUACCUGCUCGACGACGUUAUUUGCUCAGUUUUCAAGGAGAAAUGAAGAAACAGAAAGCUGCAUCUAUUUCUCCAUUCGAUAAUAAUAAUACUGAACUUGAGAGGUUUAUAUUAGAUCAUCUAGUACAACUUUCGAAAACGACAACUUCUGAUAAAUUUUUGUUCGAAUUUGAAUGUAACCCAGCUAGUGAUAACAAUUUGAAUAACGGUUAUGAAGAUUGGGCUCUCUGCGGGACAGAUAGUAGUCGAAGGACCGUUUUAAAAGAUUCAACUUUUGUAUUAAUUUUUGCCCCCGGACAGGAAAACUUAAUUUCCACCACACUUUUACAAGCUAGAGUUUACGAAGCUUUAAGAUCUGGUACUAUCCCGGUGGUAUUAGGUGGGGAUCAAAUAACUUUGGCAUACGACGAGGUGCUCCAAUGGAAACGGGCCGCUAUAUAUUUACCGCGCCCUCGCAUCACCGAACUCCAUUUUCUUUUGAGAGCUAUACCGGACGAGGAUGUUCUGUUGAUGAGGCGACAGGGACGUCUCAUUUGGGAGAGAUAUUUAGCUUCAGUACAAAGUACUCUUGACACCAUAGUCGCUGUAUUAAGAGAUAGAUUGAAUAUACCAGCGUCCGCGGCCGAAACCGUCAUAGCAACGAGCGUUUUCAACGAAACUUUUCAACCUAUACAAGUAUCGGUGGCUAGCGAGGUAGAACAAGAAGAGAGUUUAGGUCCUCUGGAACCUCCAUUUGAUAGCGCGGCGUAUCGAAGGAACUACAGUUUAUCCCUUGUCCAAGGUUCUGAAAUUUGGAACGAUUGGGGUGAUCCCUUUCGUUUGUAUCCGACUUUACCAAUGGAUCCCCUUUUAUCAUCUGAUGCUAAAUUUAUCGGUUCCGGUCGAGGUUUUAGACCAAUAGGACAAGGUCAAGGUGGUUCUGGGAAGGAAUUUUCUGAAGCUUUAGGGGAUUCGCCCAGGGAACAAUUUACAGUGUUGCUUUUGACUUAUGAGCGCGAACAAGUUUUGUUGGAUUCGAUUGCAAGGUUAAGGGGAUUGCCGUAUUUGAAUUCUGUGAUCGUAGUUUGGAACUCUCCUAGAUUACCUAGUCCGGAAUUGAGAUGGCCGGAUAUAGGAGCUCCCGUCCACGUGAUAAAGGCAGCUAGAAACUCGCUAAAUAACAGAUUCCUGCCGUUAGAAAACUUAAAAACCGAAGCCAUCUUAUCAGUCGACGACGACGCUCAUCUACGACACGACGAAAUCCUGUUCGGAUUCCGAGUUUGGCGGGAACACAGAGAUAGAAUAGUGGGAUUCCCCGGAAGAUAUCACGCUUGGGAUUUGAACACGAAAAACGGUUGGUUGUAUAAUUCGAAUUAUAGCUGCGAGUUGAGCAUGGUGCUAACGGGGGCGGCGUUCCUCCACCGCCACUACCUCUAUCUCUAUUGGAAAUGGUUGCCGCAAGCGAUCAGGGAUAAAGUCGACGAAUAUAUGAAUUGCGAAGACAUCGCCAUGAAUUUUCUCGUCAGCCACGUAACGAGGAAACCUCCCGUCAAAGUGACUUCAAGAUGGACGUUCAGGUGUCCCGGAUGUCCGCAGAGUCUCUCCGAAGACGAUACGCAUUUUCAAGAAAGGCAUAAAUGUAUAAAUUUCUUCACGCAGGUAUUCGGCUACACGCCUUUACUAAACACUCAGUAUAGGGCAGAUUCGAUUCUAUUUAAAACUAGGAUACCCCACGAUAAACAAAAAUGCUUCAAAUUUAUUUAGAUGGGGUUGAAAUGAGUUUUACCCCAAUGGAUUCGAGUACAAGUUUUAUUACAUUUGAUAUUUCGUUUAAAAAAAUUUUUUCUCUUAUGCAAAUCAUCUAAUUUAUUGUGAUAUAUAUUAAUUAAGAGUGUGCCAUUUUUUUUUCUAAUACGAAUCGUGUAAAUAAAUACUAUUGUUAAAAA
This is a messenger RNA of Diorhabda carinulata, 3194 nucleotides long. It is a transcript of the gene botv, whose product is annotated as exostosin-3. Gene Ontology annotation, molecular function: glycosyltransferase activity. Lineage: Eukaryota; Metazoa; Arthropoda; Insecta; Coleoptera; Chrysomelidae. The record is from RefSeq and is a predicted model, not a curated record. Gene Ontology annotation, cellular component: membrane.